Molecule: messenger RNA, 2340 nt
Organism: Daphnia magna
Lineage: Eukaryota; Metazoa; Arthropoda; Branchiopoda; Diplostraca; Daphniidae
Exons: 1
Coding region: 1-2340 (779 amino acids)
Source: RefSeq, a predicted model, not a curated record
AUGAAUGAAGCGGAAGGAAAGCGAGAAGCUAACAGACAGCAUAUGAUUAAUAAUAGACGAAUUGAAUAUGAUAAAGAAAUGGAAGAAAUUGAAGAAACAAAUAGAGUACGGAUGGCUCAGAUUUUUUUAGGAAACGAUGAAGAUCAAGAAGAAAUGUUGAAUUUACGGCAAUCAAACGAGGCUCAGAACCAUGCAGAAAUGGUUAUUGUAGAAACGGAAGAAGAGCAACAACAUCGUUUGGAAUAUUUGGCACAAAAUCGAAGUAAUAAAGUAACUAAAACUCACCAGGUUGCUCAGAAACUAUUGAAGAACGAAGAUUCUGUUCCUGUUCAUCACUCUGGGAAAAUGGAUGAAAUUUGUAAUUACUGUGGCGCAAGACAUUUUAAAGGAGAGAAAGCGUCUGAUCAAAAAUUCAGCAUUUGUUGUUCAAAAGGAAAAGUCAUUCUUCCUCCUCCUAAAGGUUGCCCUGAAUUGCUUUACCAUCUGUUUACUAACAAUCAUCCAAAAUCACCACAUUUUAUUAAAAUGAUAAGAAAUUACAACAAUGCUCUUGCCUUUGCAUCAAUGGGAGCACAAAUCGGCUAUCUACCAGGUCGAGGCCCAUAUUGUUUCCGAAUUCAUGGACAGAUGUAUCACGAUACAACAGCCGUUCGAUACCAAAACGAAGACUCUUUAAAUCAUCCCGCUUCGAAGUACGCACAACUGUACUUCAUCGAUUCUACUCAAGCGAACCAAUUUCGGUCAAAUAACCAUGCUAACGGUCGUUGUGACCCUUUUCUGAUGGCGCAAUUAGAUUCUCUUCUUCGUCAAUGUAAUCCCUAUGCUGUCGUGUAUAAAAACAUGAGACAAAUGAAAACCGAGGAGGAUCUUCUUGAUGAAAUGGAGGGUAGGAUGCCCAUGGAAAUUAAUUUCCAUAACGACCGUCGGACACAGGAUGAAAGGCGUUACAAUAGCCCGACACCGGAAGAAAUAGCUGUUGUUUUCAAAAGCAUUGAUGGGGCUCCACCGGAAAAUAGAGAUAUACGCGGUCAUCUCCUAAUUCCACAAAGAGGAAAUCGAUUCAUUCGAAUCGAUACCCAAAAACCAAUGUGCGAUCCCAUGACCUAUCCCCUCCUAUUUCCCAAUGGAGAAGCUCGUGUUGUAAGGGAUGCUGCCGAAAAUACUGGACCGGACUUUGUAGAACCGGAACUGAAACCGGAAGAUUCCCUUCAUAUAGACCCUGAUGCACCUGUACUCAGAAGAAGUAAUCGUCGGUCAAGAAUUACCCAAUGCGAGUACUAUAGUAGUAGAAUGUCGAUUCGUGGAUACUUCAAUGCAGCUUUAUAUGGUGGUCCUCUAACUCAGCAAUGGACAGUUGAUUCGUACGUUAAAGUUGAAGCUAAUCAAGUGAAGUAUCUUCAGACUCAUCAGGCAGAUCUACAUGUCGCACAGUACAAUGGACUUAUGGAUUAUUUGAAUACUCGAGCUGAAAGUGAGAAAAUGACAGUCGGAACAUCGGUUAUUUUACCAUCAUCUUUCAUUGGAAGUCCAAGAGCCAUGAAACAAGGGUACCAAGAUGCGAUGGCUAUUUGCGGAAAAUUUGGAAAGCCGACUUUUUUCCUUACUUUUACAUGUAACUCGAAAUGGCCAGAGAUCACCGAGAGCAUUGAAGCUUAUCAAAUUCCAUCUAAUAGGCCAGAUAUUGUUUCAAUAGUUUAUCAAUUGAAACUAAAAGAACUAAUAAAGGACAUUCAAGAACGUCAAAUUUUGGAGAUUAUUGUUGUAAGGAUUCAUGUCAUUGAAUUCCAAAAGCGCGGUUCACCCCAUGUCCAUCUACUAAUGUGGGUAGAUGCCAGUGACGUCCCAAUGACUGAAGACGAUAUAGACAAGACAAUUUGUGCUGAGAUUCCGGAUCCAGUUAAGAGCCUAAGACUUCACAAGAUUGUAAUGAGCAACAUGAUUCACGGUCCAUGCGGAAAAGAGAUUAAUCGCAAUUCUCCUUGCAUGGAUGGUGACAUGUGCACAAAAUCUUUUCCGAAACCAUUUGCGGAAGUAACGGUUAUCAACGGAAAUGGAUAUCCUACUUAUCAGAGGAGAAAUACCGGUCGCAGCUACUCGCUAAACAACAGCAGCAGCAGUCAUCGAGUGGAUAAUAGCUGGGUCGUCCCUUACAACUCUUACCUUUCACUAAAGUUCAACUCGCACAUCAAUCUAGAGUUUUGCGCGUCCAUUACCAGCAUAAAGUAUAUUUUCAAGUACAUAUACAAAGGACAUGAUUGUGCAAAUAUUCAGAUAAGCAGAGGAGAAAAUCAAGAAGGUCAACAACGCAUUGUAUGGGACGAAACGGGAGCGAGACUUUAG